Neltuma alba is the source of this 1053-nucleotide messenger RNA. RefSeq names its product auxin-binding protein ABP19b. Lineage: Eukaryota; Viridiplantae; Streptophyta; Magnoliopsida; Fabales; Fabaceae. Gene Ontology annotation, molecular function: manganese ion binding. The record is from RefSeq and is a predicted model, not a curated record. The transcript is spliced from 3 exons. Bases 1 to 936 code for a protein of 311 amino acids.
AUGGGAGACGAAAAUGGACCUUUUUGUAGUAGUGUAACUUCAUCAUCGUCUGACCAACAGAAGUUAGUUUCAUUCUCUCAAUGGCUAUUGGACAUAGGUGAUCGAGAAAUUGGUGUCUCUUGUGAUGGUGUUGCAGAGAUUGAGAUCUCGCCUGAGUUGGCAUUAACUCAUGUAAGGAAUCCCAUCCAAGCGAUUGUUUCAUCAACUUGCCCUUCUCUUUUGGAUAAUUUGCAUUCAGAUGAUUAUUUCAAUGAUAAGGCGAUUAUGAUCCUACUCUGGAGAAUAUCAGAUUCAGUGGUGAGAAUGAUUUCUCUAGUUUUCUCCCUCUUUUGCCUCUUCUCCUCAUCAUUUUCUCAAGCCUCUGCAAAAGAUUUCUGUGUUGCAGAUUACACAGCUCCCAUUAGUCCUUCAGGAUUUUCUUGCAAAGAUCCUUCAAAAGUGACUGUGAAUGAUUUUGUGUUUUCUGGGUUAGAUGUUCCUGGAAACAGCUCAAAGAUUUUCAAGUUUGGGUUCAAAUCUACGUUCGAUUCCCAGCUUCCUGGGCUCAAUGGCCUUGGCUUUUCCUUGGCUCGUGCAGAUUUUGAGAAGGGUGGGGUUGUGCCAAUUCAUGCACACCCAGAUGCUUCGGAGAUUUCUCUUGUUUUGGAUGGAAAAGUGACCUUUGGAUUCAUUUCGUCGGACAACACUGUCUACCAAAAAUCUCUUGUCAAAGGGGAUGUUUUCGUUGUUCCUCAAGGUUUACUGCAUUAUGCGUUCAAUGAAGGUGACACUCCAGCACCAGUAAUUGUAGGGUUCUCUAGUUCAAAUCCUAGUGUCCAAACUACGGACCUGGCCCUCUUCAGAAGCAAUUUAGCCUCUCAAGUCAUAACAUCAAGCACUUUGAUUAAUGAACAAGAGGUCAAGAGACUGAAGGCCAUUUUUGGAGGCUCCGGAUAAAACUAAUAUGAGAAAAUUAUGCUUACAAUAAUAUAUCUCAUGAGGACACUUAAAUUUUUAUCUAUCUAUUUUUAACUUCCUGCUGACUGCAAGAUUAUGCUCUCUUUGUAAUGACCU